AAAUGGGGGAAAAAUCCCGAAGCAAAAAUCCGUCAUAAAAGCCAUCACUUAGACGCGUUUUAUGACGAUUUUCAAAUUUCGACAGCUUUUCGCCCAUUUCUUCCAUUUCGCCCCUUGGCUGUUUCGCCGCGAUUUCUUUCAGUGUGUGCGUGUCAUCUAGCAUGAAUGUGGCACUGUGCGUGUGAUUGUUACCCUUUAUUGAAAUUCACAGCUGAAAACAUAAACAUUCAGAUUUUAAAGCGCAAAGCAGCAUUCAAGUUCAACUCAGCAUUCAAACAGUUCAAACUGCAGUUUCACCUGGAAAAUAAAUAAAUAAAACCAAAAUAUAAUGUCGGAACCACCAAAGAAAGGGUGCCUUUUUGCACUGCAACAACUGCCUUCGGCUGUAUUAUGCUCCACAGGGGCAAUUGUCCGUGUUUUUGGACCGCGAACGUCAUCAAGACCGACGCCGGAACCGUCUUUUGCCCCCGAUGCUGGUUCCAUGGAUAUCGCUACGCGACCGGCAGGAUCGGUGGAACAAAAGCGAGGAUCGCAGCCGUCCACUAGUGCGACGCCGGCACCGGCAUUUGUUCCCGCUGCAGGUUCCAUGCGUGUCAUUCCGCGGCCGGCAGGAUCGUCUGCGACGUCGGAAUCUUCUACUGCUCUCAAUGCUGGUUCCGUGGAUAUCGCUACGCGUCCGGCAGGAUCGAUGGCACAAAAGCGAGGAUCGCAGCCCUCAACGAAAGCGAUACGUGGGAUGAUUCUUGUGCCUGCUAGUUCCGUGCGUGUUGUUCCACUAGCGACCACAAGUGUGACGCCGAAAUCGUCUGUUGCUUCAGCUGCUGGUUCAUGCGUGCAUGACUUUGCGCGACCGGCAAAAACGACUGUCGUGCAUCAAGGAUUCCGUCAGCCGUCACCAAGCAUGACACCGGAACCGUGUGUUUCAUCAUCACCGGGAUCAACAUUUCAAGAAGAGCAGUCGUCAGCAAGCAGCAUUCAUCCGUCCACGGUAUCUAUUAAUCCAAGUGUAGCUGGCUCGGAUCGGGUGGAAGAAAAAUAG
This is a messenger RNA of Anopheles stephensi (Asian malaria mosquito), 1039 nucleotides long. RefSeq names its product endochitinase A-like. The coding region runs from base 329 to 1039 and encodes 236 amino acids. The transcript has 3 exons. The record is from RefSeq and is a predicted model, not a curated record. Lineage: Eukaryota; Metazoa; Arthropoda; Insecta; Diptera; Culicidae.